AUGGAUCUCUCCGUCUGGUUUGCAUUUUGGGCCCUCUGCCUUGCUUCGUACGGUCUCAAGCGCUGGCACAAAGAGCACCUCUUUGCAACCAUUGACCCGACAAUGCUCUCGAUCACAGUUAUGGUUUACGGUCCCCUUCUGACGUGGACGAGUGCGCACCUUCCGCCGUUCACGCGGUUCUAUCAGUGGACGCUCACGUUUGGUAUCCCCCGCGACGCCAUUGACGAAGCUAUCGAAGCGACGUUGGCUUGCAUCGUGUAUGUCGGAACCAUUGCGAGCCUCCCGCUUCUCUACGGCUUUGCGUCGCCAGUGCUUCAUCGAGCCGCACCACUACGUUUCGGUGCCGUCCACGCACCGCGCGACUAUGCGAGUUUUCGCUACAACCAUGUCAAGAACCGAAUUCUCUUGAGCUUCCUUCAACGGCGCCAGCCGCAAGAUAAAGCCAUUGGCGGGACAGUGCACGCAGUCAUGGACAAGCACCCGCGCCUUCGACGUUCGCCGAACAUCAGCUCGCGUGCGACCGAUUGCUUUGUGACGUGCUACUGCGACGGUCAACCCCAAGAGCAGUUGCGCGUGAGCUUGCUCUGCGACCUCGACCUGCGAGACAACGAUGUCGACGCUGUGAUUGUACACGGUGCUGUGCUAUCUGAAUUCGUUAUCAAUGUACUGCGCGAGGCACCGCUUAGCGUUCAGCCGGUGAUCGGCCCUGGACCCGCCGUACCGACGAGCAACCCAUAUGUGCUGCACCGGGCAAGGACGCCAUCGAGCUGGUGUCUCUAAGUUGCACCACAACUUUGUCGGAGAGGUCUUAAGAGUAUCAACAAGAGUGUCGGUCG
This is a messenger RNA of Saprolegnia diclina VS20, 836 nucleotides long. RefSeq lists its product as hypothetical. The transcript has 2 exons. The record is from RefSeq and is a predicted model, not a curated record. Bases 1 to 780 code for a protein of 259 amino acids. NCBI's taxonomy places the organism in Eukaryota, Oomycota, Saprolegniomycetes, Saprolegniales, Saprolegniaceae.